AUGACCUUUACCACCACCCCCUCCCAAAUCUCCAUCCACCCCGAAUCUACCUCCUCCUCCGCUACUCACCACCUAAUCUUCAUGAUAACAGGUAAUCCCGGCCUGAUCAGCUACUACAAAACAUUCCUGCACGCCCUGCACCCCCUCCUCGGCUCCCCAACCCAGGACCCCCAAACCCUCUACCACAUCCACGGACAAUCCCUCGCCGGCUUUGUCGACUCUCCCUCUGACCCGAGAACGAUCCCAGAAUCAGUAACCCACCCGUACAGCCUGGAAGACCAAAUCACCUUCUCUCUCGCCUCCCUAACCGCCCUCCGCAUCCCGUCCGGCCCGCAAAGAGGCCAGCCCUACACGAGCGUGAUCCUGGUCGGGCAUUCUGUCGGCUCUUACAUCUUGCUUGAGAUCAUCACUCGCUUGGGUAGGUCCUCGCAUGUUAGGAUCGAGGCGGGGAUUCUGCUGUUUCCUACCGUGACGCACAUUGCGAAAUCGCCGAGCGGGCUGAAAAUUAGCACGUUGUUCCGGAUCCCGGAUUUUGCGAAGAGGGUCGGGACACUGGCGAAGGGACUGGUACUUCUGGUGCCGGGAGGAGUGUUGACGUGGCUGGUUGGACUUGUGACGAGGAUGCCGAGUGAUGCUGUGGAAGUCACGACGCAGUUCUUGAAGAGUAGAAUGGGAGUUUGGCAAGCAUUACAUAUGGCGAAAGACGAAAUGGACUUUAUCGCGGAAGACAGAUGGGACCAGGAUAUCUGGGGCAUCGAGCACGAGGACCCCGAUUCCAAGUCCGAAACACCACCGAAGUUGAUCUUCUACUUUGGCCAAAACGAUCACUGGGUAGCAGACCACACCCGCGAUGCACUCAUAGCUGCAAGAGGGGGUGGGGAAGGGGCGAGGAAGAGUUCCAAGCCAAUCAUGAUGAUCGACAAGGGCGGUAUCCCCCACGGAUUCUGCCACAGCGAGACGGUCGCUGAGAAAGUUGGUGUGUGGAUAAAUGAACUAAUGGCAGACUCAAAGUACUGA
Molecule: messenger RNA, 1017 nt
Organism: Drepanopeziza brunnea f. sp. 'multigermtubi' MB_m1
Lineage: Eukaryota; Fungi; Ascomycota; Leotiomycetes; Helotiales; Drepanopezizaceae
Source: RefSeq, a predicted model, not a curated record